This is a messenger RNA of Erythranthe guttata (spotted monkey flower), 2017 nucleotides long. Its product is annotated as methyltransferase. The record is from RefSeq and is a predicted model, not a curated record. Gene Ontology annotation, molecular function: S-adenosylmethionine-dependent methyltransferase activity. Lineage: Eukaryota; Viridiplantae; Streptophyta; Magnoliopsida; Lamiales; Phrymaceae.
UCACAGAAGAUUUUUUUGAUUUUUUUUUUAUUUUGCCCAAUUUUUUGAUUUGAUUUGUUUGUUCUUCUAAUGGAGCCGAGUGUGGGGAAGCCGAGUUUUCUGAGAAAUAUUCUGGUGCGUUUGUUUCUAUUCUGCGUCCUCGUCAUCGCUCUCAGAUUUGCUUAUGUGGUCACAAUCCGAGGUGAAUCGUGUGACCUAGGCGAUUUCUGUUUCUUCGCCCUACCGGAUAAUUUCAACGUCGUCGCCGGCGUAGGUCAGCUCGAGAAAUCGUCGUCUUCAGCUGUCAUAUCAUCAGCCGGCCGAGCUACGCCGUCGAUGCCGAAUAAGAUCCCCGAUCUGUGGGCGACCAAGGGUUUUCAAAAAUCCGUACAUUUUUACUCCUCGGUUUUUCAGGAUCUGAUAUCUGAAGCCGUUCUGAGCCCCAAUUUCAAAACCCUAUGCGUCGAUACAGCCAUGGGAGCCGAUGUUUUCGCUCUGAAGGAGAUCGGCGUGGAGGACUCCAUCGGUAUUUCCAAGAAAGCUUUCAAGCCGUUGGUAAUUUCAGGGCAGGGUUUUAAGCAGCCCUUUGGUGAUGAGACUUUUGAUUUCGUGUUUUGUGGAGCUGGGGUGGUGGAGAAGUCAGUGAGGCCAGGUGCUAUCGUGGCGGAGAUUGGGCGGACACUGAAGCCCGAAGGGUUUCUAGUCGUCCACACUGCCUCAAACGAUACAUAUAGUUUCGAAUCAUUACUUAGUUUGUUCAAUUUUUGUAAAUUGGUGAGAAGUAGGGAUAUUGGUGGUUUUGUUAGAGAAAUUGUUCUGCAGAAAGAUAGCGAAGAGGGGAAUAUCAAGACGAGUAUCGAAAAAUCUAGUGGGGAUUCGGUGACAAAAUGCCCCGUUCGAAGUUAUAAACAGGAAUUGAUAAGGAAAGCGGAGCCUCUGAUAGAGGAAGAGCCCAAGAAACCGUGGAUUACACUCAAGAAGAAUGCUCAGAAGAUUAAGUACUUGUCUGCAAUGGUGGAUAUUAGUUUUAGUUCGAGGUAUGUAUAUGUCGAUGUUGGUGCAAGAAGCUACGGCUCGAGCAUAGUGAGCUGGUUCAAGAAGCAAUACCCGAAGCAGAACAAGACUUUUGAUAUAUACGCAAUUGAAGCAGACAAGACUUUUCACAAUGAUUAUAAAUACAAGAAGGGGGUUACUUUGCUGCCUUAUGCAGCUUGGGUUAAAAACGAGAGCCUGUUCUUCGAGAUUAACGAGGACCCUGGUCAUAAAAAUGUAGAGAAAGGUAGAGGGAUGGGCAGGAUUCAACCGGUUCAGUCUUCCUCUGGCGGUGAUGGCGGCGGUGGUUUUAAAUCCUCCGGCGAUGUCGAUCAGAUACAGGGGUUUGAUUUUGCUGAUUGGUUGAAGAAUACAGUAACGGAGAGGGACUAUGUUGUAAUGAAGAUGGAUGUUGAAGGGACUGAAUUCGAUCUGAUUCCUAGGUUGUUUGAGACAGGGGCAAUAUGCUUGAUUGAUGAGCUGUUUCUUGAAUGUCAUUACAAUAGGUGGCAGAAAUGCUGUCCAGGUGAGAGGUCGAAGAAGUACGAGAAAACGUAUGGGCAGUGCCUGGAUUUGUUCACUUCCCUUAGGAAAAGUGGAGUGUUAGUGCAUCAAUGGUGGUGAAACUGGUAACAGCUAUCUCUACUCCUUUGUACCAUCUCUCGUUGUUUCAGUUUCUCUCUUUGCGAAAAACGAAGAUGCUGUGGCAUUUUCUUCCUCUUAUGUAUCUAUUGUUCUUUUAAAGAAAAAAAAAGUUAAAUAGUUAAAAGUUUUAGUGAUUCUUUUUCAAUGAUAUGUUGUGUGCUGUCUCAUUAUUAUCAGAUAGUUUCAAGAAACACACUGAACUAUUCAUAAUUUCCAAACAACCCUAGUGGAGCAUGAUCAUGAUCGGUGAAUCUGAAUCAUUGCUUCUAUGAUUGAGAAUUUCGGUUUAUAGAUUAUUCGAGAUGGAGCUUGCAGUUGAAUUAAUUUUGCUGUGCCAAUUUAUGAAUAAAUUGUUCGUUCG